Molecule: messenger RNA, 1606 nt
Organism: Malania oleifera
Lineage: Eukaryota; Viridiplantae; Streptophyta; Magnoliopsida; Santalales; Ximeniaceae
Product: WRKY transcription factor 23
Exons: 3
Coding region: 246-1358 (370 amino acids)
Biological process (GO): regulation of DNA-templated transcription
Molecular function (GO): DNA-binding transcription factor activity; sequence-specific DNA binding
Source: RefSeq, a predicted model, not a curated record
UGUCCGUACGCACCGGCAACCGACACUUGCCGGUCCAUCUAAUGUGCGAAAUCCACCACAGCCAACCUGUUCCCCAAGCUCCCCCCUUCACACUUCAAAUUUACCAAACAGUCCUCUCUCUCUCCUCUCGCUCUUUUUCUCUCUCUCUUCUUCGUUUUGUAAUAAAAGUACUCUUUGCUCACUCGCAAACAUCUCAAAUGAAAGAAUCUCAGCCGCUUUGCUUUUGAUUUUCAGCGCAAUCUCUCAUGGAGAACAAAUUAGAUGACCCAAAGAGAGAAAUUUCCGCAGCGAUGAACUCCACAUUUCCCGACGAGAUUCCGAUCACCAGCUUCGCCUUAUCCUCCUCGUCCGCCUCCUCCGGCAUCUUCGAUCACCACUUGCCGUCCUUUUUCGAUGCCGACAAGGCUGGCUCUUUCCUCGGAGGCGGCGGCGGCAGCAGCUUCAUGGACUUGCUCGGCAUCCAAGAUUUCAACCCCUCUUUAUUCGAUUUGCUUCAGCCGUCGGCACCCACGGCGCCGCCUCCCACGGCGGUUCCCGUCACCUCCCCUGCCUCCUCCACCCUCCCCGAGACCUCCUCUGAGGUGCUCAACGCGCCCGCGACGCCCAACUCCUCCUCGAUCUCCUCGUCCUCGACCGAAGCCGCCGCGAAUGACAAUGAACAGAGUAAUAAAUCCGCCGACGCGGCCCCUGCCGUGGCGGACGACGACGACCAUGAUCCCGACAAGACUAAGAAACAGUUGAAACCCAAAAAGAAAACACAGAAGAGACAGAGAGAACCCAGAUUCGCGUUCAUGACCAAAAGCGAAGUUGAUCAUCUCGACGACGGCUACCGAUGGAGGAAGUACGGCCAGAAAGCCGUGAAGAACAGCCCUUUCCCCAGGAGCUACUAUCGUUGCACCAGCGCGGCGUGCAACGUGAAGAAGCGGGUGGAGAGGUCCUCCGACGACUCGUCGGUGGUGGUGACGACGUACGAGGGGCAGCACACGCACCCGUGUCCCGUGACGCCUCGCGGGAUGAGCGCCAUGGGAAUUCCACCGGAGUCCCCCACGUUCGGCGGCGCCCCGCACUCGGUUUCCCCCUUCGUCGUGCCGCCGCCGCAGACUGCUACGCAUUACCACUACCAGCACCAGCACCAGCACCAGCAGGAGCAGACGUUUUUCCAUAGCUUCAGCCCCGCCGCUGCCGCCACCAAACCGCCGUCGGUUGCCGGUGCAUUCCUCCAAGACAGACGUUUCGGUACUGCCGCAGCCGCUACUAGUGGUGCUCCUGCUCCGCCAUCAGCGUCGGCGGUUUUGCUCAGAGACCGCGGGCUUCUGCAGGAUAUCGUGCAGAUGCAAACAGAGCCGAAAGAGGAGUAGAGAUGAAUCGGAAUGAAUGGGUGUAAUGGUAUGUAAUUUUCCUUACUGACUCGGAAGAUUUUGUUUUAGAGAAGAACCCGCUUCGAUCUCCUGCUGAUUACUAAAUUACAUAUGUAAAAUGAUAUCACUAGUCUCUUUAGCUUAUGAGGGAGAUCAGACCUCAGCUGGGUUUUUGCACUUUUGUUAGUUUUCUGUGUAAUUCUUUGUAUGUAGAGCUUAUUAAUUCAAUCAUGGAGGUUUUGGGUUUA